Molecule: messenger RNA, 2142 nt
Organism: Knipowitschia caucasica
Lineage: Eukaryota; Metazoa; Chordata; Actinopteri; Gobiiformes; Gobiidae
Source: the annotation of a GenBank genome assembly
AUGGGGGUGAGGAGGUUAGUGCGGGUGAUGGGGGUGAGGAGGUUAGUGUGGGUGAUGGGGGUGAGGAGGUUAGUGUGGGUGAUGGGGGUGAGGAGGUUAGUGCGGGUGAUGGGGGUGAGGAGGUUAGUGCGGGUGAUGGGGGUGAGGAGGUUAGUGCGGGUGAUGGGGGUGAGGAGGUUAGUGCGGGUGAUGGGAGUGAGGAGGUUAGUGUGGGUGAUGGGGGUGAGGAGGUUAGUGCGGGUGAUGGGGGUGAGGAGGUUAGUGUGGGUGAUGGGGGUGAGGAGGUUAGUGCGGGUGAUGGGGGUGAGGAGGUUAGUGCGGGUGAUGGGGGUGAGGAGGUUAGUGCGGGUGAUGGGGGUGAGGAGGUUAGUGUGGGUGAUGGGGGUGAGGAGGUUAGUGUGGGUGAUGGGGGUGAGGAGGUUAGUGCGGGUGAUGGGGGUGAGGAGGUUAGUGCGGGUGAUGGGGGUGAGGAGGUUAGUGCGGGUGAUGGGGGUGAGGAGGUUAGUGCGGGUGAUGGGGGUGAGGAGGUUAGUGUGGGUGAUGGGAGUGAGGAGGUUAGUGUGGGUGAUGGGAGUGAGGAGGUUAGUGUGGGUGAUGGGGGUGAGGGUUAGUGUGGGUGAUGGGGGUGAGGAGGUUAGUGCGGGUGAUGGGGGUGAGGAGGUUAGUGCGGGUGAUGGGGGUGAGGAGGUUAGUGUGGGUGAUGGGAGUGAGGAGGUUAGUGCGGGUGAUGGGAGUGAGGAGGUUAGUGCGGGUGAUGGGGGUGAGGAGGUUAGUGCGGGUGAUGGGGUGAGGAGGUUAGUGCGGGUGAUGGGGGUGAGGAGGUUAGUGCGGGUGAUGGGGGUGAGGAGGUUAGUGCGGGUGAUGGGGGUGAGGAGGUUAGUGUGGGUGAUGGGGGUGAGGGUUAGUGUGGGUGAUGGGAGUGAGGAGGUUAGUGCGGGUGAUGGGGGUGAGGAGGUUAGUGUGGGUGAUGGGAGUGAGGAGGUUAGUGUGGGUGAUGGGGGUGAGGAGGUUAGUGCGGGUGAUGGGGGUGAGGAGGUUAGUGCGGGUGAUGGGGGUGAGGAGGUUAGUGCGGGUGAUGGGGGUGAGGAGGUUAGUGCGGGUGAUGGGGGUGAGGAGGUUAGUGUGGGUGAUGGGGUGCGGGUGAUGGGGGUGAGGAGGUUAGUGCGGGUGAUGGGGGUGAGGAGGUUAGUGCGGGUGAUGGGGGUGAGGAGGUUAGUGUGGGUGAUGGGGGUGAGGAGGUUAGUGCGGGUGAUGGGGGUGAGGAGGUUAGUGCGGGUGAUGGGAGUGAGGAGGUUAGUGUGGGUGAUGGGGGUGAGGAGGUUAGUGUGGGUGAUGGGGGUGAGGAGGUUAGUGCGGGUGAUGGGGGUGAGGAGGUUAGUGUGGGUGAUGGGGGUGAGGAGGUUAGUGUGGGUGAUGGGGGUGAGGAGGUUAGUGCGGGUGAUGGGGGUGAGGAGGUUAGUGUGGGUGAUGGGGGUGAGGAGGUUAGUGCGGGGGAUGGGAGUGAGGAGGUUAGUGUGGGUGAUGGGGGUGAGGAGGUUAGUGCGGGUGAUGGGGGUGAGGAGGUUAGUGCGGGUGAUGGGGGUGAGGAGGUUAGUGUGGGUGAUGGGGGUGAGGGUUAGUGUGGGUGAUGGGGGUGAGGAGGUUAGUGUGGGUGAUGGGGGUGAGGAGGUUAGUGCGGGUGAUGGGAGUGAGGAGGUUAGUGCGGGUGAUGGGGGUGAGGAGGUUAGUGUGGGUGAUGGGGGUGAGGAGGUUAGUGUGGGUGAUGGGAGUGAGGAGGUUAGUGCGGGUGAUGGGGGUGAGGAGGUUAGUGUGGGUGAUGGGGGUGAGGAGGUUAGUGCGGGUGAUGGGAGUGAGGAGGUUAGUGCGGGUGAUGGGGGUGAGGAGGUUAGUGCGGGUGAUGGGGUGCGGGUGAUGGGGGUGAGGAGGUUAGUGUGGGUGAUGGGGGUGAGGAGGUUAGUGCGGGUGAUGGGGGUGAGGAGGUUAGUGUGGGUGAUGGGGGUGAGGAGGUUAGUGCGGGUGAUGGGGGUGAGGAGGUUAGUGUGGGUGAUGGGGGUGAGGAGGUUAGUGCGGGUGAUGGGGGUGAGGAGGUUAGUGCGGGUGAUGGGGGUGAGGAGGUUAGUGCGGGUGAUGGGGGGAGGUUGA